Molecule: messenger RNA, 2182 nt
Organism: Pterocles gutturalis (yellow-throated sandgrouse)
Lineage: Eukaryota; Metazoa; Chordata; Aves; Pterocliformes; Pteroclidae
Gene: FYN
Product: FYN proto-oncogene, Src family tyrosine kinase
Exons: 12
Coding region: 145-1749 (534 amino acids)
Biological process (GO): cell surface receptor protein tyrosine kinase signaling pathway; innate immune response; protein phosphorylation
Cellular component (GO): extrinsic component of cytoplasmic side of plasma membrane
Molecular function (GO): ATP binding; non-membrane spanning protein tyrosine kinase activity; signaling receptor binding
Source: RefSeq, a predicted model, not a curated record
UGAGGUUCACAUUAGCCCUUUUGGCCACAGCCUUGCGUGGGAAUUCAUGUCGAGCUGAUUGCGUCCUAGGACCCUCAGUCUCAUAUUCAGUCUCUGCUUCAGAGGACAGAGUCCUCUCUCUCCCUCUCAUCCUGAUUUUAGAUAAUGGGCUGUGUGCAAUGUAAGGAUAAAGAAGCAACAAAACUGACUGAUGAGAGGGAUGGCAGUUUAACUCAAAGCUCAGGCUACCGCUAUGGAACAGAUCCCACUCCGCAGCACUAUCCUAGCUUUGGUGUGACUUCAAUCCCAAACUACAACAACUUCCAUGCCACAGGAGGCCAAGGACUGACUGUAUUUGGUGGAGUCAAUUCCUCCUCUCAUACAGGGACGCUGCGUACAAGAGGAGGAACAGGUGUAACUCUCUUUGUGGCACUUUAUGACUAUGAAGCAAGAACAGAAGAUGACUUAAGUUUUCACAAAGGAGAAAAAUUUCAAAUACUUAACAGCUCGGAAGGAGACUGGUGGGAGGCCCGGUCCCUGACAACAGGCGAAACUGGUUACAUUCCCAGUAAUUAUGUGGCUCCAGUCGAUUCCAUCCAAGCAGAGGAGUGGUACUUUGGCAAACUUGGCCGAAAAGAUGCUGAGAGGCAGCUGUUGUCAUUUGGAAACCCCAGAGGUACCUUCCUGAUCCGGGAAAGUGAAACUACCAAAGGUGCCUAUUCCCUGUCUAUUCGUGACUGGGAUGAUAUGAAAGGAGAUCAUGUCAAACAUUAUAAGAUUCGUAAACUUGACAAUGGUGGAUAUUAUAUCACAACUCGGGCACAAUUUGAAACUCUUCAGCAGCUGGUUCAGCAUUAUUCAGAGAAAGCUGAUGGUUUGUGUUUUAACUUAACUGUGAUUGCUACGAAUAAUACCCCACAAACUGUUGGAUUGGCUAAAGAUGCAUGGGAAGUUGCACGUGAUUCAUUAUUUCUGGAGCAGAAGCUUGGUCAGGGGUGUUUCGCUGAAGUGUGGCGUGGUACGUGGAACGGAAAUACUAAAGUGGCUAUCAAGACCCUGAAGCCUGGCACUAUGUCUCCAGAAUCCUUCCUAGAGGAAGCCCAAAUCAUGAAGAAGCUAAAACAUGACAAACUGGUCCAACUUUAUGCUGUGGUGUCUGAAGAACCUAUCUACAUUGUCACGGAGUACAUGAGCAAAGGGAGUUUGCUAGAUUUCUUAAAAGAUGGAGAAGGAAGAGCUUUGAAGUUACCGAAUUUGGUGGACAUGGCAGCCCAGGUGGCUGCAGGAAUGGCAUACAUCGAACGAAUGAAUUAUAUACACAGAGAUCUGCGGUCUGCAAACAUUCUGGUGGGGAAUGGCCUAAUAUGCAAGAUUGCUGACUUCGGAUUGGCAAGACUGAUUGAAGACAAUGAAUAUACGGCCAGACAAGGUGCAAAGUUUCCCAUUAAAUGGACGGCGCCAGAAGCAGCAUUGUAUGGAAGGUUCACAAUAAAGUCAGAUGUGUGGUCUUUUGGCAUCCUACUGACAGAGCUGGUAACAAAAGGGAGAGUGCCAUAUCCAGGCAUGAAUAACCGUGAAGUCUUGGAGCAAGUAGAACGUGGUUAUCGGAUGCCAUGUCCUCAGGACUGUCCCAUCUCCUUGCACGAGCUUAUGAUCCACUGCUGGAAAAAAGACCCAGAGGAGCGUCCAACUUUUGAAUAUUUGCAGGGUUUCCUUGAAGACUACUUCACUGCAACAGAACCCCAGUACCAGCCCGGUGACAACCUGUAAAUCCCUGGUCUCCAGACACUGUCAUGACUUACCAGGUGUUUCUCAGCCCUGCCCCACCACCUGCCCUUAAGCUUCCAACUCCGUGAUCAGCUUCUCCAGAGUGCAGCAUCUUCCAGCACCGCCGUGCACAGGAGGGGCUGAAGUUGGGAACUUCCGCAGCCCUUGCCUACGACCACUUGUCCUAAUAAUCUGAAUGUCCUGGAUGAAAAGGAGAAAAACACUUGUUUUUUCUUAAUCAAAGACUCCAAAACUGCACUGUAUGGAUGUUAUGUAAACUGCAAAACCUCUGUUCAUUGUAAAUAGUAACUCAGUGCCAAUAACUGAUCCUAGUGCUUUCCUUUUUUUAAAACGCAAAACCUAUGUGAUUUUAACUAGUCUUCUCCUGAUUCAACUAAAAGUAUUAUUUUCCAGAAGUGGCCUCUUUGUCUAAAAC